Messenger RNA from Rana temporaria (common frog), 9396 nucleotides. It is a transcript of the gene ALPK3, whose product is annotated as alpha kinase 3. Gene Ontology annotation, biological process: cardiac muscle cell development; protein phosphorylation. The record is from RefSeq and is a predicted model, not a curated record. NCBI's taxonomy places the organism in Eukaryota, Metazoa, Chordata, Amphibia, Anura, Ranidae. The transcript is spliced from 11 exons. The coding region runs from base 82 to 8808 and encodes 2908 amino acids. Gene Ontology annotation, cellular component: nucleus. Gene Ontology annotation, molecular function: ATP binding; protein serine/threonine kinase activity.
GAAGCAAUAAAAGCAGAAGCACAGAGGGCAGAGGUACAAAAGGCAGAGGCAGUUUUUGUAGAAGCACAGAAGUCAGGGGCAAUGAAGACAGAGGUACAGAGGGCAGAGGCAACAAGGGUAAAGGCAAUAAAAGCAGGGGCACAGGGGGCAGAGGCAAAAAAGAUAGAGGUACAAAUGGCAGGGGCAAUGAAGGCAGAGUCACAGAAGGCAAAAAUACAGAGAGCAGAGACAUGGAAGGUAGAGACAAUAAAAGCAGAGACAAAUAGGGCAGCGACAAUGAAGGCAGAAGAACAGAAGGCAGAGAAAGAGAGGGCAGGAACACAGGAGGAAGAAGCAAAGAAGGCAGAGGCAAUGAAGGCUAAGGAAAAGAGGGCAGAGACACAGAAAGCAGAAGCCCAGACAGAAGAUGCACAGAAGGAUAAGGCAAUAAAGUCAGAUGCACAAAAAGCAGAGGCUUUGAAGGCAGAGGCACAGGGGGCAGAUGUACAGAAGGUUAAGGCAUAUAAGGCAAAUACACAUUUGGCAGAAGCAUUGAAGGAAGAGGCACAUAAUGCAGUGACAAUAAAGGCAGGGGAACAGAGAAUAGCGGCAAUGAAGGCAGAGGUACAGAGGGUAGGGGCAAUAUCGGUAGAAGCAAUAAAAGUAGAGAAACAGAGGGCAGAGGCAAUAAAAGCAGGGACACAGAGGGCAGAGGCAAAGAAGACAGAGACACAAAGGGCAUGGGCAAUGAAGACAGAGGCACAGAAGGCAGAGGCAAUGAAGGCAGAGUCUCAGAGUGCAGCUGCACAGAAGGCAAAAAUACAGAGAGCAGAGACAAUGAAGGUAGAGACAAUAAAAGCAGAGGAAAAUAGGGCAGAGACAAUGAAGGCAGAAGAACAAAAGGCAAAGGAAAAGAGUGCAGGAGUUCAGGAGGAAGGAGCAAAGAAUGCAGAGGCAAUGAGGACAAAGGAAAAGAGGGCAGAGGCCCAGAGAGAAGAUGCACAGAAGGAUAGGGCAAUGAAGUCAGAGGCACAAAAAGCAGAGCAAAUGAAGGCAGAAGCACAGGGGGCAGAGGUACAGAAAGCAGAUGUAAAGAGGGCUAGGGCAAUUAGGGCAAAUACACAUUUGGCCGAGGCAUUGGAGGCAGGGGAACAGAGAACGGUGGCAAUGAAGGUAGAGGCACAGAGGGCAGAGACACAUAAGGCAGAGGUACAGAGGGUAGGGACAACAAAGGUAGAAGGAAUAAAAUCAGAGGCACAGAGGGCAGGGGCAAUAAAAGCAGAGGCACAGAGGGUAGAGACAAUAAAAGUAAGGGCAACAAAGGCAGAGGCAAUGAAGGCAGGGUCUCAAAAGGAAAAAAUAGAGAGAGCAGAGACAAUGAAGGUAGAGGCAAUAAAAGCAGAGGCACAUAUGGCAGAGACAAUGAAGGCAGAAAAACAUAAGGCAAAGGAAAAUAGGACAGGAGCACAAGAGGAAGAAGCAAAAAAAGCGGAGGCAUUGAAGGCAGAGGCACAGGGGGCAGAAGUACAGAAAGUAGAUGUACAAAGGGGUAAUGCAAUUAGGGCAAAUACACAUAUUGCAGAGUCAAUAAAGGCAGGGCAACAGAGAACAGUGGCAAUGAAGGCAGAGACACAGAAGGCAGAGGUACAAAGGGUAGAGACACUGAAGGCAGAAUCAAUAAAAGCAGAGGCACAUAAGGCAGAGGUACAGAGGGUAGAGACACUGAAGGUAGAAGGAAUAAAAGCAGAGGCACAGAGGGCAGAGGCAAUAAAAGUAAGGGCAAUAGAGGCAGGGCCAAUGAAAGCAGAGUCACAGAUUGCAGGGGCACAGAAGGCAAAGAUACAGAGAGCAGAGACAAUGACAGUAGAAACAAUAAAAGCAGAGGCACAUAGGACAGAGACAAUGAAGGCAGGAGAACAGAAGGCAAAGGAAAAGAGGACAGGAGCACAGGAGGAAGAAACUAAGAAUGCAGAGACAAUGAGGACAAAGGAAAAGAGGGCAGAGGCCCAGAAAGCAGAGGCCCAGACAGAAGAUGCACAGAAGGAUAAGGCAAUGAAGUCAGAGGCACAAAAAGCAGAGCCAUUGAAGGCAGGGGCACAGGGGGCAGAGGUACAGAAAGCAGAUGUAAAGAGGGGUAAGGCAAUUAGGGCAAAUACACAUUUGGCAGAGGCAUUGAAGGAAGAGGCACAUAUUGCAGAGUCAAUAAAGGCAGGGGAACAGAGAAUGGUGGCAAUGCAGGCACAGGUACAGAGGGCAGAGGCACAGAAUGCAGAGGUACUGAGGGUAGAGACACUGAAGGCAGAAGAAAUAAAAGCAGAGGCACAAAGGGCAGAGGCAAUAAAAGCAGAGUCACAGAGGGCAGAGGGACAGAAGGCAAGAAUACAGGGAGCAGAUACAAUAAAGGUAAAGACAAUAAAGGCAGAGGCAAAUAGGGCAGAGACAAUGAAGGCUGGAGAACAGAAGGCAAAGGAAAGGAGCACAGGAGCACAGGAAGAAGGAGCAAAGAAUGCAGAGGCAAUGAGGACAGAGGAAAAUAGGGCAGAGGCCCAGACAGAAGAUGCACAGAAGGAUAGGGCAAUGAAGCCAGAGCUACAAAAAGCAGAGCCAUUGAAGGCAGAGGCACAGGGGGCAGAGGUACAGAAAGCAGAUGUAAAGAGGGGUAAGGCAAUUAGGGCAAAUACACAUUUGGCAGAGGCAUUGAAAGAAGAGGCACAUAUUCCAGAGUCAAUAAAGGCAGGGGAACAGAGAACGGUGGCAAUGAAGGUAGAGGCACAGAGGACAGAGAUACAUAAGGCAGAGGUACAGAGGGUAGGCACAACAAAGGUAGAAGGAAUAAAAUCAGAGGCACAGAGGGCAGGGGCAAUAAAAGCAGAGGCACAGAGGGCAGAAGCAAUAAAAGUAAGGGCAACAAAGGCAGAGGCAAUGAAGGCAGAGUCUCAGAGGGCAGGGGCACAAAAGGAAAAAAUAGAGAGAGCUGAGACAAUGAAGGUAGAGACAAUAAAAGCAGAGGCACAUAUGGCAGAGACAAUGAAGGCAGAAAAACAUAAGGCAACGGAAAAGAGGGCAGAAGCACAGGAGGAAGAAGCAAAAAAGGCAGAGGCAAUGAAGACAAAGGAAAAAAGGGCAGGAGCACAGGAGGAAGAAGCAAAGAAGGCAGAGGCAAGGGAGGCUAAGGAAAAGAGGACAGAGACACAGAAAGCAGAGGCCCAGACAGAAGAUGCACAGAAGAAUAAAGCAAUGAAAUUAGAGGCACAAAAAGCAGAGGCAUUGAAGGCAGAGGCACAGGGGGCAGAGGUACAGAAAGCAGAUGUACAGAGGGCUAAGGCAAUUAAGGCAGAUACACAUUUGACAGAGGCAUUGAAGGAAGAGGCACAUAAUGUAGAGGCAAUAAAGGCAGGGAGACAGAAAACAGUGGCAAUGCAGGGACAGGUACAGAGGGCAAAGGCACAGACGGCUGAGGUACAGAGGGUAGAGACACUGAAGGUAGAAGAAAUAAAAGCAGAGGCACAGAGGGCAGAGGCAAUAAAAACAGGGACACAGAGGGCAGAGGCAAUAAAGGCAGAGGCACAAAGGGCAGGGAAAAUGAAGACAGCUUCAACAAAGGCAGAGGCAAUAAAGGCAGAGUCACAGAGGGCAGGGGGACAGAAGGCAACAAUACAGGGAGCAGAUACAAUAAAGGCAGAUUCAAAUAGGGCAGAGACAAUGAAGGCAGAAGAACAGAAGGCAGAGGAAAAGAGGGCAGGUGCACAGGAGGAAGAAGCAAAGAAGGCAGAGGCAAUGAAGGCUAGGGAAAAGAGGGUAGAGACACAGAAAGCAGAGGCCCAGACAGAAGAUACACAGAAGGAGAAGGCAAUGAAUUCAGAGGCACAAAAAGCAGAGGCAUUGAAGGCAGAGGCACAGGGAGCAGAGGUAGAGAAAGCAGAUGUACAGAGGGCUAAGGCAAUUAUGGCAGAUACACAUUUGGCAGAGGCAUUGAAGGAAGAGGCACAUAACGCAAAGGCAAUAAAGGCAGGGGAACAGAGAACAGUGGCAAUGCAGGCACAGGUACAGAGAGCAGAGGCACAGAAGGCAGAGGUACAGAGGGUAGAAACGCUGAAGGUAGAAGAAAUAAAAGCAGAGGCACAGAGGGCAGAGGCAAUAAAAGCAGGGACACAGAGGACAGAGGCAAAGAAGGCAGAGGCACAAAGGGAAGGAACAAUAAAGACAUCGGCAACAAAGGCAGAGGCAAUAAAGGCAGAGUCACAGAGGGCAGGGCCACAGAAGGCAAGAAUACAGGGAGCAGACACAAUAAAGGUAGAGACAAUAAAGGCAGGGGCAAAUAGGGCAGAGACAAUGAAGGCAGAAGAAAAGAGGGCAGGAGCACAGAAAGAAGAAGCAAAUAAGGCAGAGGCAAUGAAGGCUAAGGAAAAGAGGGCAGAGACACAGCAAGCAGAGGCCCAGACAGAAUAUGCACAGAAGGAAAAGGCAAUAAAGUCAGAGGCAUUGAAGGCAGAGGCACAGAGGGCAGAGGUACAGAAAUCAGAUGUACAGAGGGCUAAGGCAAUUAAGGCAGAUGCACAUUUGGCAGAGGCAUUGAAGGAAGAGGCACAUAAUGCAGUGGCAAUAAAGGCAGGGAAACAGAGAACAGUGACAAUGAAGGCAGAGACACAAAGGGCAGAGGCACAAAAGGUAGAGGUAAAGAGGGUAGGGACAAUAAAGGUAGAAGGAAUAAAAGCAGAGGCACAGAGGGCAGAGACAAUAAAAGCAGGGGUACAGAGGGCAGAGGCACAAAAGGCAGGGGCAAUGAAGACAGAGGCACAGAAUGCAGAGUCACAGAGAGCAGUGGCACAGAAGGCAAAAAUAGAGAGAGCAGAGACAAUGAAGAUAGAGACAAUAAAAGCAGAGGCACAUAGGACAGAGACAAUAAAGGCAGAAGAACAACAGGCAGAGGAAGAGAGGGCAGGAGCACAGGGGGAAGAAGAAAAGAAGACAGAGGCAAUGAAGGCAAAGGAAACGAGGGCAGAUACACAGAAAGCAGAGGCCCAGACAAAAGAUGCACAGAAAGAUAAGGCAAUAAAGUCUGAGGCACAAAAAGCAGAGGCAUUGAAGGCAGAGGCACAGGGGGCAGAGGUACAGAAAGCAGAUGUACAGAUGGCUAAGGCAAUUAAGGCAGAGACACAUUUGACAAAGGCAUUGAAGGAAGAGGCACAUAAUGAAGAGGCAAUAAAGGCAGGGGAACAUAGAACAGUGGCAAUGAAGGCACAGGCACAGAGGGCAGAGGCACAGAAGGCAGAGGUACAGGGGGCUAAGGUAGUUAGGGAAGAUGCACAUUUGGCAGAGGCAUUGAAGGAAGAGGCGCACAAUGCAGCGGCAAUAGAGGCAGGGGAACAGAGAACAGUGGUAAUAAAGUCAGAAGCACAGAGAGCAGAAGCACAAAAGGCUGAGGUACCGAGGGCUGGGGCCAUGAAGGCCGUAGCACAGAGGGUGGAGGCACAGAAGGCAGAGGAAAUUAAAAAAGAGACACAAAGGGAAAAGAAAAUGAAAGCAGAGGCACAAAUGGCAGAGGCCAUGGAAGUAGAGACACAGAAGGCAAAGGCGCAGACUACUCAAUCUGAGAAGGCAAAAGCUCAAAAGGCCAAGAUACAGGAGAUGCCAGGGCUCUCAGAAUACAUGGGAACUCCUGUAACGAAUCUUACUGAGAGUAGUGAAACCAAGGUUGAAAAAGCAGAAGAAAAUAUUGAACAGAAGAAUAAUUUGAAAUGUCCACACUCACCAGAACCAAUACAUAUGGAAACUGAAGAGUCUACUACACUAGUUGAGCAACCAGAAUCUCUUUCAAAACUAGAAUCUGAUGUGCAAUUACAUGAGAAACAGGCUCUAGAAAGUGACAAAAGCUUACUUAAUAUUACAGUGCUUCCAACUAAAAAGUCUAUACAACUCCCAGAAAUUGUAGGUACAUGUUCCAUUGAAGUUGAGAUGACUGAGGAGGAGGAGAAGAAACUCAAGGCACACCAAUUUGAAACCAGACACAAUGAACCACUGUUAGAAGAUGGCUCUCUCACUAGAGCAAUACAUUUAACUGAGCAAGUGAACAAAACCGUAGCAGAAACAGAUUUAACAUCUGAAGUAUCAUCAGAAUUACCAACUCAAGAACAUGUUUCAGAAAUAGCUGAAAAUGUACAGGAUGCUGAUCCUACAGCAGACAGUCCAUCUAAAUUAUUACUACGUGAUCAAAACCAGUCAGUAGUGACCCUCCUUCGCGAUGUGAAAAAAGCUUUGGAGUCUGGAGUGACUACUAAGGAUGAAAGCUCUGUAGAUCCUAUUUCCUUGCAAGCUCCAUUAAAUCUACAGCAGGCUGAAGAACAUGUUUCAAUGCCAGCCUUGCCACCAAACAUGAGACAUGAUGAAGAAUCUGAGCAAUUGGUAAUUAGCAGUUCAACCUUCAAAGAUAAGGUAAUUGAAACAGAGCUGCCUUCCACUGAACAAAUUUCUUUACAAUCAGAGCAGGAAUUUGUUCAGGAAAAUGUAUCACAACAUCAAGAUAAACAGGAUCACAGUCUGGUAACAACCCUGAAAAAUUCUUUGAUGAUGUUAUUUCACAUUAAAACAGCAGACACUGAAGACCAUAAAGUGAAAACAAAUAGCCAAAGAAACUUGACAGAAGCUCACCAAGAAUUGUCCGGAGACAUGUAUUCACCUGAAAGAAGUCCCCCAAGUUCGCGGAAGGUUUAUGAAUCUGGAAAGGAGAGUGACUCUCCACUGAGUCCAGUAAGCAUGCAUUCCUCUUCCACUUCAGGGAAACGGUCUCCAUCAUCUGAAGAGGAUAUGGUUCAAAGUGCAGAUUCAUUGACAAUAAGUCCAGCAAUUCCCAGGAGAAUCACAGAUUUUACAAGGAAAGGGGAAAUAGCCCAAGUGGAAAGUGCUCCAAUGAGUCCAGUGACACCAAAGAGAAGUUCAAAGGGCAUUAGUGAAGAAACCUUCUUAACUAAAGAAGAUCUAAGUUUUAGUCCUUCCACUUCAAGAAAAAUUGCAGCUAAAAUAGCUGCAGGAUCAAAUCCCAUAGCUACAUUAUCUGUUCCUUCUAUAGUUGUCGGUAGCCUACCUUCUGAGAAUGCACCUGAAAGUAUGCUGUAUGAACCCCAAAGAGACAGCAAUCGUAAAUGGAGGUCUAGUGAGAACUUAUCUUUAAUCCCUUCGGCAACACCACAGGAGCUGGCUUCUGGUGCUCGCCGUAAGAUAUAUCUUCCUAAGCAACUAGAGGGUCAAGAUGAUGGUAACAUGGGUGCCAUAACUCCACCCUCCAAAAAAGGGAGCCCCAAUGUAUCGCCUGGGUUGUCUAGAAAAAGCAGCUCACUUUUGGUAUCUCAGUCUCCUCCAGUGGAAAGACGUUCUCCUGGUACAACCCGAAGAAUGGCAAUGCUAGAAGUUCCAAAGAUAUGUGAAGAAACUGUAGAUCAAAAAAAGACAUCUGACUCUAGUCCUCAAGAAUCAAAAGAUUCAGGUGUUCCACUUAAGGAAGAACCACAGAUUACAGAAAUUAAAAAAGUAAAAGAUCCCUAUAAAGCUCCACAGGUAAUUCGGAAAAUACGAGCAGAACAAUUUUCGGAUGCAUCAGGGAAUUUAAAACUUUGGUGCCAGUUCUUCAAUAUUUUAAGUGACUCAGAUAUUACAUGGUACAAAGAUGAAGUUCAAAUGGCAAAAAUAAAGAGAUGUGCUGGAGAUGAAGGACAAGUGGCUCUUGCAAUUGUGCAGGCAUCAGUGAAAGACUGUGGAGUGUAUCAGUGCACCAUUGAGAAUGAAUAUGGUACUGAUUCAACAGACUGCCUUCUGAGUGCAGAGAUUUUGGCUGGAUUCAUCUCCAGGGAGGAAGUUGAAGUUGGAGAAGAGAUAGAGAUGACACCAAUGGUAUUUGCAAAAGGCUUGGCUGACUCUGGCUACUGGGGAGACAAGUUUUUUGGAAGGAUUGUCAUGGAGGAACCACAUGCUGGAAAAGGAUUUUUGAGAAAGGCUUGCAAAGUAAAGGCGAUUUACGGGUUGGAACCAAUUUUUGACUCAGGGAAAACCUGUAUCAUCAAAAUCCGAAACUUAAUCACUUUUGGGACCAAGAAUGAAAGUACCUUAGUGGAAAAGAAUUAUGAUAUCACCAUUCAGGAAUGUAAAAUUCAGAAUUCUACCCGCGAAUACUGCAAGAUAUUUGCAACUGAAUGCAGAGGUGUUCCAAACUUUGGACAGAUCCUUGAAAUAUUACCUCUAAAUCUAAUCUAUCGACCUGCCAACAAUGUCCCCUAUGCUACCAUAGAAGACGACCUAGAAGGAAGAUUUGAAAAGUACUGUAUCAGGGAUAUUACAGGAAAAUUACACUUCAAGAACUCUUCUGAAAUAGAGCAAAAAUGCUGCACCUUUCAGCAUUGGGUAUUUCAGUGGACUAAUGGCAAUUUCCUUGUCACCACUCUAGAAGGUGUUGGAUGGAAACUAACCAACAUAGCUAUUGCCACAAAAACCAAGGGAUAUCAAGGACUAAAAGAGAGCUGCUAUCCAGAGAUCAUUGAAGAAUUUCCAUCAAUUCACCAAUGCAAUAGCUAUUGUGAAAUGCUUAGCCUAAAGUCCCUCAAAACAAUGGAAAGUCUCCAGGCUCCAGCCAAACCAAAGGGCUCAAGAAGUCCUCAGAUGCCAAGGAAAUCUGGCUCUGGGUCUUCUCAGUCAAGUCCCCAGAUACAAAAGAAGACUUUAACAGCCCCACAAAUAAAUAAAAAAGGUGGGGUCAGCCCUAAAUCUACAAGAAAAGCCAUGGAGACUGGGGAUUCACAAUCAGGUGCAAAAAAUAAAGCAAAUGAUGCAAAAUUACAAUAACAGCUACAGUUAUAUAUUUUUUUACUCUAUACAUGGACAUGACUACAAACGGACUAUUUAAUUCAACCAACUAAGAAGACACAAAGGACAUUAUUUGAAGUGACAUACUUUUCUUCUGUAUUUCACACUAAAGCAAAAAGGCUGUUGACAGGCUGACCUGCAGAGGAUUUGUUAUAAGCAGAGGAUGAGCAUGAGAGGUGCAUGUUCUAUGGACUGCAUGUAUUAUGUAUGGAAGAUGUGUCAAUUUAUGAUGCUGCAAAUACAAGGAAAGCUGUAUUUCGGAACUAUUGAAUCAAUCUUAAAGACAUAUGUUGGGAGAAAUGAAAAAGUGAAAUGUUCAAUUCCAAUGAGGUAUCGUAGUAUGUGAGAUGAUAACUGCACCUCCGUUACUCAAUUUGGUCUGCAGGAUACACAUCAGAAAAAAACACAAACAUUUACAAUAUCUUCUUUUCACUUCCAAUUCACUGUUUCACCACCUUUUUAUGAGAACAUUUACAGAACAUGCUUUUCUUAAAUAGUAAUACUUUGUGAUGUUUACUGGCCAUAAACGGCAAAGUGCUGAUCCAGUUCCUCACUCAAAGUAACACA